CUUUUUCUUUAUUCUCAACGCCAUCUAUUAGGCUCUCCUUCCCGCUAUGUUUGUCGUUGUCGCUACUUGGAGGGAACGCGAAAAACUAUGCAGAGCUCCACCAUUGACCACGUUGACUUGUUCAAGCCUGACAUCCUUGGUAGGUUGUUGGUCGCCCAUAUCCAAUGGAAUAACUGAUAUUUUACCUGUCUGGCGACUAAACGUGAUUGAAAUGAGUCUGCAAUCUGCAUUUGUCCGAAAAUAACAUUCUCGCAGAUAUCGAGUAUAGACUCUAUUUGGUUACUACUCUAUCACCACUUUUCUUGUCUGUAAAGUCUUUGUUCUAAAAAUGGUGACGCCUGCGUUGAUGGAACAGGAACCGUCGUUUGCAUUGGUUAAAGGAAUUGAUCGAUUGCUAAUUUAAAAGUGUGCUCUAGAAGCAAACGGGUUUGUUAGGUCAAAGUGAGAUGACACAAGGUAAAAUGUGUUGUGUCUGGAAAACUGUCCAUGGAAAGGUGUUGGUGGUGUGACGUUGUUGUUUUAUUCUUUCGCUGCGUAAUUGUUCCCUUCUCGUGUUGUAGUUCAGAAAAUCUUUCAAGCAAAUUAAUCAAGUCGUUCAAUGCAUCUUAGGAGGUAUCCUUUAAUCUCGUCGAAUCGCGACAUUCUUAUCGUCUAUUGUUGCACAUGUUGAAAACUUGUUUUCGUAGUUAUUGACAGCAGUUGAUUAUUUUUUUGCAUGAUGCUGUGUUUCUUGAGUGUCACGGAGUCUGUCGGAAGACCGGUCUAAAGACACGUCUUACGAUUGCACGCAAGUUUAUUUCACAAUUCAGUUAUCAGUAACAUCAUUUUGACGCCGGGAUUCGAAAGAAUUCCUCCAAUCAGCCGCAAAGUUUCCAAAGAUUAUUUUUUAUUUUUAGUUUUAUUGAAUUUGUCUUUCUAUCAUGUCUUUUACUGCAUAUUUAAAUGAAUUCAAGGGAAUUGGAGAUCACAGGUUUUGGGCACCAAAAAUACUGUCUCAUCUUCAAUGCCUUUCGUCCAUGGUAAUCCUGUCGAUGACCGCCGACCAAACAGUCGUGUUUGGUCUCGGAUCUCGUAGCUUCCUUUUUUUGUGUUCUUUUUUACCGAAUUCCCACGUAGUCAAAUGGCGAAUGUGACUGCCAGGCACAAUAUUCUUAGUCUGUUGAUUUGCUUAGUGGUGAAUGCUUUGCAAUCCGAGAAUAAUCUACAGGUUGUGGAUCGAAAGCCAACAGCAGAGUGGCAGCUUUCUCCUCGUAGAAGUGAUUACGUUGGCAAUCGUUUGUCCAGUCGGCCGUAAUGGUCGGGCAAUGUCCUACGGUACCAUUCAACCCUAUUUAGAUUCCAGGAAACAUCUAAAGUUACAAACCGGACAUACCGUUACCGUCAUCGCACUUCAUGGCCAGCGUAUUCAAAUAUCAUGCUCGGUUGUCAACCUCACUAGCAGCGGAAGUUAUUUGGAAUUCAGAGAGAAAGACGGAGACAUCGCUAAACAACCUGUCAUCAACCGAGUGUACACAUCAAAGAGCAAUACAAUGGCCGUCUAUUCUCAAAUCGUCAAAGAUGCUGAUUGGUUUAAUUGCAAGUGGAAGACCACCGAUUCCUAUCCCAUCCAUAAACUUUGUCGUGACAUCGAGGCAAAAACCAUUAAUGGAGCCAUCCAGUCCAUGGAUUUAGCAGAAGAAUCGCACAGAUUUUGCACGUUCUCGAUCGUCGUACCUCUUGAUCAACACGUUCAAAUAUCUUGCUCUGUCGUUAGCCUCGCCAGCGGAUGCGGAUUGAAAUUCCACGAGGAAAGGGGCUGGAUGAACGAGGCCGGCUUGAUUUCUACCCGGCCAAUCAUAGACAGGAAUUAUACUUCAAAAGGAAAUAAAAUGGUCAUACAAGCUGAUAGCUUCGACAACAAACGAUGUCGGUUUGACUGCACGUGGAAGACGACCACAACACCUACAUACCGACUUUGUUUCGAUAAGAGAGCAAAAUCUCCCAAUGGAACCAUCCAACCAUUAGACGAUGCAGGAAUGGAUGGGCCUAGAUUUUGUCCCUUUACUAUUACCGCAGCACGCACUGAUCAGUUGAUACGAAUUUCAUGCUCGGUCGUCAAACUCACAACUGUACUAAGUUCACUGAGAUUUUACGACGGGCGGGAUGCCGGAGCCAAUGUUAUUGCUUAUCCACCAAUCGCCAACAAAGUUUACACUUCAAAAGGUAAUACACUUGUUGUAUUUUCCUGGAAGUUUGAUGAUGACUGGUUUGAUUGCGAGUGGGCGACUGUUCAAGCAUCUAGUUAAUUCUACUAUUGUCAUGAAUUGGGAUGAUUUAAAGGUUCGGACGUCUUGGAUGGUACUAUUUAACUCAAUAAAGUGUAUUGGACUUUGA
Molecule: messenger RNA, 2373 nt
Organism: Daphnia magna
Lineage: Eukaryota; Metazoa; Arthropoda; Branchiopoda; Diplostraca; Daphniidae
Exons: 9
Coding region: 1179-2285 (368 amino acids)
Source: RefSeq, a predicted model, not a curated record